Bursaphelenchus xylophilus (pine wood nematode) is the source of this 1041-nucleotide messenger RNA. The record is from the annotation of a GenBank genome assembly. NCBI's taxonomy places the organism in Eukaryota, Metazoa, Nematoda, Chromadorea, Rhabditida, Aphelenchoididae.
AUGUCCUCUGGUCGCCGUUCUUCUUCUCGUAGUCGCCGCAGUGGCGCGUAAGUUUGGGGGUAAUUGGAGAGCUUUGGACAAGAUUUGAGAUAUUAGGUGCUAAGUUGGGUGGGGGUAUGAGGUGAUGUUACUUUAGGCAGUUUAGGGGGAAGUGAAGUUUGCUGGGGUGAAUGGUGUGGUUUAAAAUGGAUGUAAUAGGAGGAAUAGAGGAUAUUAUUGCAUAAUCUUACUAUUUAAGUUGUUGGCAACCAUUGUUUAAUAAUAUUUUGUGAUUUGGAUAUUACUUUAGGUAGUGUAAGGUUGUGAUGUAAUAUGCCAAAUAGAUUGCUGAAAAGCUCAUGUUAAUACUUUUUCUGAGCGAUUUGGGGAACAAUGUUGUAUGAAAAAUUUUUUAUGAUUAAGAUUUUGUAUUGUGACUUGACUUUUCUUCAGCAGCCGUCUCCGUUUCGACGAGGAUGUUGAGGUGAUCCCGCCUGAAGGCGAAUCCUCGUUCCGCCGCUCUCCCAGCACCACUCCUCGCCGAAGCUCUGGACUGAGUCGCAGUGCCCGCGCCAAAGCCAUGCCCCGAGAUGCCCGUGGACGCUUCUUGCCUUUGAACGACUCUCGGUAGGUCGAAGUUUUUUUUUGAUUUUUUUCAUUUUUAGUCGCUCCAGCUACCGCAAGACUCCGGUUCCAACUCGUCGCUACUCCUACCGACUCAGCGACCCCGACAAGACGCUUCGCGGCCCAUUUUCGGACUCGGAGUGAGUUGAUUUUUUUGUUUUUUUUUGUUUGCAUUUUUAGUCAGCUACUUGUUGAAUGACCCCUUCUUAUCACGAACAUACUUGCAGAGCGGACGAUGUGGUCGAGGAAAUGCCCCGUCGCAGCCUUACGCGCGGCCGUGGCGCCCGCGAUCGCAGCUCCUCUUCCUCGUCGGGCAGUGCGGCUCCCCGUCGCUCUCGUCGCUCCGUCACCCCUAAGGACACUCCCCGCCCUCCGCGCUACCUCAGCCGACGCGGUCCACGCAGACGGAGCCCGGCCGCACCAUCCAGACGCCGCUAG